This is a messenger RNA of Odontomachus brunneus, 1536 nucleotides long. RefSeq lists its product as uncharacterized. The record is from RefSeq and is a predicted model, not a curated record. NCBI's taxonomy places the organism in Eukaryota, Metazoa, Arthropoda, Insecta, Hymenoptera, Formicidae. The coding region runs from base 69 to 773 and encodes 234 amino acids. The transcript has 3 exons.
UAAUAAUAAUCUCAGUAUGUUACGACAGAUUCGAGUGAUCACAAAGUCUGUUCGCUCGCUGACAAACGAUGAGUAUUCCGUAUAUCUUCCUCGUGUGUUCGAUCAUCGUCGAAUUGUGCUUCGGGCAAUACAUAGAUCCUAAUGUAAUAAAAGAUUAUUUGCGUAACGUGCAAAAUGUAGUGUCGGAGAAAGUCGGGGCUUAUGGAUUGUCAAAUUUGCCAGAUGUUGAUGUUAAAAUAUCCUACAACAUCAUCGACGGAAACAGCUACGACAUAAAAGGAUGGCUUUACUUGGAGGAUGGCUUUGUUAUGGAUAUAGAAAACAUAAACUUGAUAGAUAGGAGCGCCACUCAUACCAUAUUCGGAAACGGCGCGGUUUCGGUAGAAACGAUCAUCAAAUUCGAAAAUAUGUCGUUUGUCCGGGAUUUUCGCUUCGAAGCUGACGAACCUGAGAAGAUACCGGAUCGAACGAUAGGCAGCGUAAUUAUAAAACCCGAAAGCUUUUAUUUCAGUGUAAAGAUUAUCCAUGAUUUACGCAAGGACACUCUUAACUGCACCAUGAGCACAUCGUUUCAGGGGAGAGCGAGUAAAGAGGCGUUCAAUUUUUAUCCAAAGAAUACGCUCACGUCUAGGUUGAGGAAAUCACUAUCGUACGCUGUGCCCAUGUUUCCUGACAUCGGUAUCUCCUGGCAACGCAUAUUCGAACCUAUCCUCAACAACGUAAUAAAGAUAGUCCCAUUCCCAGAUGUAGAUUUUCCAGUGAGCAGAAACUGACUAUCGCAUUUCUCUAAAUUCUUGCGACUGCUGUCGUUCUGACUUUAAUUGUUGGAUACCGGUGAUAGAUGUUGGACAUUGAUUGAUCGAUUAAAAUUAGCUUUGACUAAAACAAUUGGCAAAUUGAUUAUCUAAAUUUAUCAGUCGUCAUAUAUAUGUGCAAUCACGAAUGAUCUAAUCAAUUGAUAUUCAUUAUUAAUCAGUGUAUAAUCGAUCACAUCAAAGUUUGAUCAAUCGAUAAAAUUAUCUGCAAUUUUAUAUAUGACGACUGAUUAAUUCAAUAUUUUACUAAAGUAAUAAAUUAAUAAAUAGUACACUGUAAAUUUUUAGCAAAUAGUACACUAAAGGUACAAUGAGUACACUGAGUAUAUGUACUGAGUAGUACACUGAGAGAAAAAAAAUCUAAGAAAUGAUAAAUAUAUAUUUAUUUGAUAGUUGCUAAUAGCGCAUGUUUAUUUAUAUUAAAAUAAAAUAUUUUUCAAAUAAGAAAAUAUAUAUUUCCUUAAAACAUUAAUGUUUUGCUCAAUUUUGUUUGUACUGGAAUUUGAAAAUACAAACGAAUAAACAGAAUGAAGAGGAAAUAAUAAGGAAAGUGCAAUAAGAAUAAAAAGGGUGAAGCGACGUAUCUGUUUAAUGUUAGAAAUAAAGAGUCAUGAAAUAAAUUACGGCGUGUGUAAUAAACAUAAAAUAGAAGUUCUCCUAAACCAUAAAGUAAGGAUUAUAUAUGAGAAUAAAUAAAAUAAAAUAAUAAUAUGACGACUAA